CGCGGCGCUCUCUCCUCCCGGAGCGCGGCCGGCCCGCGGCAGGGGGCGGGGUCGCACCUCCUCCCGGCGCCGGCGCCAGCGGAGCCUGCGGACGCCGCCAUGGAGAUCCCGGCGCUGCUCCCGGCCCGCGGGGCGCCCCAGGGCGGCGGCGCCGGCAGCGCGGCGGGCGGCGGCCGGGUCCCCGGCGCCCUCGACCCGCGGGCCGGCCAGGCCCCCGCGCGCCGCCUCCUGCUGCUGCGGGGCCCCCAAGAUGGCGGGCGCGGGCGGCGGCGCCAGGAGGCCCGCGCGGCCUCGCGGGGCCCAGGCCCCAGCCCUCUGGCGCCCAGGCCCGGGCCGGCGGGCGGCGGCGGCGGCGGCGGCGGCGGCGACGACUUCUUCCUGGUGCUGCUGGACCCGGUGGGUGGCGACGCGGGGCCCGCGGGCGCCGGCCAGGCCGCGGGGCCCGUGUGGAGGGAGGAGGCCGGGCCGGGCCCCGGGCUCCGGGGCGGCGAGGGCGGCGCGAACCCCGCGGGCCGGCCCGCGCCGGGGCCCCGCUGCCUGUCGGCGCUCCCCGCCGCGCUGCCCGCCGCGGCCCCGGCCCCGGCCCCGGCCCCGCUGGCCGCCCCGCUGCCCGGGCCGGGCCUGGGCCCCGCCGCGGCCUUCGCGGGCACCGUGACCCUCCACAGCCAGAACCUGCUGCUGCGCUUCGAGAACGGCGUCCUGACCCUCGCCGCGCCCCCGCCGCCCCCGCCCCCGCCGCCCCCGCCGCCCGCCUGGGAGCCGGGGGUCGCGCCCGCCCCGCAGCCCUCGCCGCCGCAGCCCGCGGGCCCGAUCGCGCCCCAGGCCGGGGCCCCGCACGCCGCCGCCGUGCAGCCCGCCACCACCACCGCGCAGCCCGGCGACUGCCCCGACCGGCCGCCCGACCUGCUGCUGGCCGAGCCCGCCGAGCCCCCGCCCGCGCCCGCGCCCGAGGAGGACGCCGAGGCUGAGGCCGAGGCCGAGGCCCCGGUCCCGGCGGCGCCCGCCGGCCCGAGCCCCCGCGCGCCCCUGGGCCCGGCCGCCGCCGCGGGGCUGCUGCUCUACCUGUGCCCCGAGGCGCAGUGCGGCCAGACCUUCGCCAAGAAGCACCAGCUGAAGGUGCACCUGCUGACGCACAGCAGCAGCCAGGGCCAGCGGCCCUUCAAGUGCCCGCUGGGCGGCUGCGGCUGGACCUUCACCACGUCCUACAAGCUCAAGCGGCACCUGCAGUCGCACGACAAGCUGCGGCCCUUCGGCUGCCCGGCGCCCGGCUGCGGCAAGAGCUUCACCACCGUGUACAACCUCAAGGCGCACAUGAAGGGCCACGAGCAGGAGAACUCCUUCAAGUGCGAGGUGUGCGAGGACAGCUUCCCCACGCAGGCCAAGCUCAGCGCCCACCAGCGCAGCCACUUCGAGCCCGAGCGGCCCUACCAGUGCGCCUUCUCGGGCUGCAAGAAGACCUUCAUCACCGUCAGCGCGCUCUUCUCCCACAACCGCGCCCACUUCCGCGAGCAGGAGCUCUUCUCCUGCUCCUUCCCGGGCUGCAGCAAGCAGUACGACAAGGCCUGCCGCCUCAAGAUCCACCUGCGCAGCCACACGGGCGAGCGGCCCUUCCUGUGCGACUUCGACGGCUGCGGCUGGAACUUCACCAGCAUGUCCAAGCUGCUGCGCCACAAGCGCAAGCACGACGACGACCGCCGCUUCCUGUGCCCCGUGCAGGGCUGCGGCAAGUCCUUCACGCGCGCCGAGCACCUCAAGGGCCACAGCAUCACCCACCUGGGCACCAAGCCCUUCGUGUGCCACGUGGAGGGCUGCUCCGCCCGCUUCUCCGCGCGCAGCAGCCUCUACAUCCACUCCAAGAAGCACCUGCAGGACGUGGACACCUGGAAGAGCCGCUGCCCCGUCUCCACCUGCAACAAGCUCUUCACCUCCAAGCACAGCAUGAAGACCCACAUGGCCAAGAGGCACCACCUGGGCCAGGACCUGCUGGCCCAGCUCGAGGCCGCCACCGCCCUCACGCCCAGCAGCGAGCUGGCCAGCCAGGGCCACAGCGACCUCAGCGACGCCGAGCUGGUGUCCCUCUUCUCGGACGUGCCCGGGGGCGGCGGGGGCGGGGGCGGGGGCCCUGGCGGCGGGGGCGGGGGCGGGGGCGGCCAGCACGGCUCCGCCGCGGUGCUGGACACGGCCCUGGUCAACUCGGGCAUCUUGACUAUCGACGUGGCCUCUGUGAGCUCCACUCUGGCCGGGAGCCUCCCCGCCAGCGGCGGCAGCGGCGGCAGCGGCGGCAGCGGCGCCGCCUUGGGGCCGCCCGUGGACCCCCGGGCCCUGCUGGCCACCACCGACCUGCCUCAGAGCCUGGAUACCUCGCUCUUCUUCGGGACGACGGCCACCGGCUUCCAGCACAGCCCCCUGGACAUGGACGACGUGUCCGGCCCGGGCGCGGGGCCCCUGGGGUCCCUGGGCUCCCUGGCCAUGAAGACCUGCGGCCAGGAGCCCCAGGCCCUGACGCCCAGCAGCAAGCUGACCGUGGACACCGACGCGCUGACGCCGUCCAGCACCCUCUGCGAGAGCAGCGUCUCCGAGCUGCUGACGCCCAAGGCCGACUGGGCCGUCCACCCCGACUCGGACUUCUUCGCGCAGGAGGACGAGGACGACACCCAGUUCGGCUUCUCCCAUCCCGCGGGGAGCCACGGCUGCCCGAAGGAGACGGAUCUCAUCGCCGUGACUGGCAGCUCCUUCUUGGUCUGAGCCCACGCCCUUCAUUCCUCGCCACGGGGCUGACGUCCGUCCGUCCGUCCGUCCGUCCGUCCGUCCGUCCGUCCGUGACGCUCGAUGUUAAGGAUGUUCUGGACUGUGUGUGACUGCGGCCCUUUCUCUUGGGCCCGAGAAAGAACAUGGCCCCGGGCCACGCCUUUGCAGGUCUCAACUCUGACCUUGAAUCUGGAACUGUCGAGUUGAGUGACCCUGAGCAAGUCACUUAACCUAUCUGAGCCUUAAUGUCCUUAUUUAUAAAAUGAGGUGGUUUGAAUAGAUUGCUUCUGAGGUCCUUUGAGCUCUGUGGUUCCUUGAUAAUAUACUUCUUUUCAUAAAAAAAUGACAUUUUCAGUAACGGUGUUGCAUGUGCUUUUUUAAAAAACAUGCAUAAAAUACACAAUUAUAUGAGCAUCUAUGUUUUUGGUGUCCAACUUCAACAGUUAUGAAUUCAUGAACAAUCUUGUUUAAUCUCCACUUUAACCCUCUUGCAGUAUUAUUUCGGAGUAAAUAUCAGACAUCACGUCAUUUUAUGGUUGAUUUCAACCGUUAAUACUCAAUAUAUAGUUCUAUACGUAUGGGUUCUUUUAGGAAAAAACUACAAUUCCAUUAUCAUACUUAAAGUUAACAAUAACUUCUUAAUAGUAAUAAAUGUUCAGUCCGGGUUUCAAUAUCCAAUUUUUUCAUAAAUGCUAGGUUGUUUUAAUAUUUUGAAUAAUUAGAAUACUAUUAAGUCUCUUAAGUGUCUUCUUUAUUCUUUUUUAAAUUAAAAUAUUAACUUUUUAUUUUUCAAUUAUAUUUGUCAUACAACAUAUUUCACUGUACAACAUAGUUACCUGCCAUUUAUAUAAAUUACAAAGUGAUCACCCCCAGAAGUGUCUUGUUCAUCUAUAUAUUUCCCCCUUGCCUACUUUUCUUGCAGUUUUAUUCCUUGAAAAAUUGAGGUGGUUUUACAUGUAGCAUUUGCCACAGUCUUAAGUUUUGUUGAUGACAUCCCCCUGGUGUUAAAUUCCUCUUCCCUCUGUUUCCUUAACUUUAUAGUUGGAGCUAGGGAGUUGGUCAGACUGGAAAUAUGACUUUUUGUGCAGGCAUGUUUUAUAGGCUGUGUUGUGCUCAUUUAUCAGUAGCACAUCAUGUCUGGUGUUAAUUUCGAGAUGAGAUAUCCACAGCUGCUGCUGUUCAUUGCAUUAAUUCAUGAUUACUUGUGCUUCUGAAUAUCAUGAAUUGUUCUUGUAGAGUUACUCUUAGCGGAGGAAGAUAUGCUGUUUAAGGCAUUUGUAAGAGAUUAAUAGAAAUAUUAUUCAAUGCCAAAAUAUUUUCUUAAGUAAUGAUAGAACUAGCGAGAAAAAAAGAUAACAAAAAUAUGUUGGCUGCCCUCACCGUUUAUCUUUCUGACCUCUUUUGAAAUGGGAGGUUUCCUUGUAGAAAUGGCCAGCCAGGUCUUUGACAUGAAAUGGCCCCAGGGUCAAAUUUGUGAUGGAUAAGUGGCCUUGAAUAAAUUAGUGUCACAGAGCCUCAGUUUUCUAGCUGUCAAAUGGUCCUAGCAAUGCACACACAUAGUUAACACACCUUAGACUUUUCCAGUUAUAUUAAUAUGUAAAGAAAAAGAUUUGUGUUGGUGUAUUUUGAUGAACUUAUAUAAUCUUUUUACCCUCUUAUUCCUUCCUGCUAUAAGGGAAAAAUUGGAGUAAGUUAGUCCUAUUUAUGUUCAGACAAUAAGGUUUUUAAGGGUUAAGGUGAAGCAGAAUAGGGAAUCUAUGUAUUCCCUCCAAUGAACAGUUUCCUCCCCAGGAGUUUCAGUGGGGAAAUGCUAGGAGACAUUCCUCACAGUUACUUCCACAUCCCUCUCCAUUAGAUCAAUUUGACACCAUCUUCGCUCUGUUUCCAAAGUCAGACUUCACUAGGACUGUGGAUCCUGCUGUUGCAUGAGUCACUAAUAAUGGAGCACAGGGUUCCUCCUGUCUGGUCUGGAGAGCUCAUUGUUUGCACCUGCCCAGAGUUGGAAGGAAAGAUUGAAUUUGAAUAUAGUGUAAAUUGUCACCUUAUGUGACUAUAGCAUUUUGAAUUUUUUUUCUUAUUUUUUUUCUUUAUUGAUUAAGGUAUUACAUAUGUGUCCUUAUCGCUCCAUUUCCCCCUGCACCCUCCCACUCAUGCCCUCACCCCCCUGUUGUCUGUGUCCAUUGGGCAUUUUGAAUUUUGUGGAACAUCUUUACAACAGGUAAAGAUGAAAAAGUCUUAUUUGUUAUUCAGAAUGACCCUGUGUAGUUUUGGCAAAAAGUCUGUGCUUUGGCUCAUGUGACAGUUUAGCCAACUCACAUUCAAAGUGGACUUUAGCCAGUGACUUACAGCUUUAAAAAAAAAAAGAAAAAAUUCUUUUCACCUCCCCCUUCCCACUCAUCCAACUUUCAUGAUUCGUUCCUGUGUUAUAAUUAGCUGCUGUUUUCCACUUUAAUUGGUUUAUUACUUUCUGCUUUCUUCACACUCCACUCCUUUGCAUGCACAUUCCGGUUCUUGCCAUGCUUGUCUUUUUUCUUCUUAAGUAGUUAGAUCUCUUCCUGCCACUAUCCCUCAGACAUUUGCCUCAUGGCCCAUUUUCUGCCAAUGAUAACAUUUGCUGAGUAUACACGGCAGUUCUGUGUGUACAGUAAGAAGUUAUUUUCUGAGCUUAGAUAAUAAUUCGUGUGUAUGUGAUGUGACGCAGAUAAUAGAUUAUUUUCUAUACUGUUCAGAUGAGAAGUAAAUUUCGGUUUCAUUAUUUCCAUUUUUUAAACAUUUUUGCAAAGGAGUUCUGCUAAUUAAUACUUGCUCUAGUUUAUUAGUCCAAUAGUGUUUGCAUGUGAAUGUCUAUGGAGGACAGUUAUUGUAGCACUUUGGCAGUGCACUAAAUAUUUCCACUUUGAAAUGUUUCUGUAGUGUGUGUGUUGGGUAUACACACAUAUAUUUUUACAGUGGUUGUAUUCAUUUAUUGAAGAACAAAAAUUAGUCAUACUUUUUGCUCAGAAUUUCAUUGUGUCUACUUACUCAAUUAUUUUCUCUUUGCUUUAGAAAUAUUUAUAUUCAUAAAGUGCAUUUCAAAAAAUAUUGUCAAUCAUUAAAACCUCUUAAAUAGACCACUAUUUUUCAUGUCUGACAGAUAUGUGUGUUAUGUAUUAAAAUGAACACACAAGUAGCAAACAUUAAAUAAAUUAUUUAAACAUGAAAAGAACUUAA
Messenger RNA from Myotis myotis, 5958 nucleotides. It is a transcript of the gene ZXDB, whose product is annotated as zinc finger X-linked duplicated B. The record is from RefSeq and is a predicted model, not a curated record. The coding region runs from base 100 to 2745 and encodes 881 amino acids. NCBI's taxonomy places the organism in Eukaryota, Metazoa, Chordata, Mammalia, Chiroptera, Vespertilionidae. The transcript has a single exon. Gene Ontology annotation, cellular component: nucleus. Gene Ontology annotation, biological process: regulation of transcription by RNA polymerase II. Gene Ontology annotation, molecular function: transcription coregulator activity.